AGGCAGCGACGAACUACACUUCCCAAUGCUCUUAAGCAACGGAAAUGACGUAAAGAGCAGAGAGAGUUGGAGGGUUCGGGUAAAAAUGGCUGAAUAUUUAGCUUCGAUAUUCGGGACUGAAAAGGACAAGGUUAACUGCUCUUUUUACUUUAAGAUCGGGGCCUGCCGGCACGGGGACCGGUGCUCCCGGCUUCACAACAAACCGACUUUCAGCCAGACCAUAGUGCUUCUCAACCUGUACCGGAAUCCACAGAACACCGCCCAAACCGCAGACGGAUCGCACUGUCACGUGAGCGACGUGGAGGUGCAAGAACACUAUGAUAACUUCUUCGAGGAGGUGUUCACGGAGCUGCAGGAGAAGUACGGGGAGAUUGAAGAGAUGAAUGUGUGCGACAACCUGGGGGACCACCUCGUGGGCAAUGUCUAUGUCAAGUUUCGGCGGGAAGAGGAUGCAGAGCGGGCAGUGGCUGAACUCAAUAACCGCUGGUUCAACGGGCAGGCCGUGCAUGCUGAGCUCUCUCCUGUCACCGACUUCCGGGAGUCAUGCUGCCGGCAGUAUGAGAUGGGGGAAUGUACCCGCGGGGGCUUCUGCAACUUCAUGCACCUGCGGCCCAUCUCCCGGAACCUCCGACGUCAGCUGUAUGGGCGGGGACCCAGGCGCAGACUAGCUCUGAGCACCGUCCAAAGACCAGCGCCUGAGUCUCAACCCCCAAACCAGCUGGGACUCCAAAGCCCCAAACCCAAGACCAGUCUGGAUCUCCAGUCCGGAGAUCAGUCCCUGAGAACCUGUCCUGAUACCACGCAGGAACUCUGGUCGCCCCCGAGGUCCCAUACCGGCCACCGUCCCCGAGAAAGAAACCGACGACGUUCCCCGGACCACCGGCAUGGCCGCUUCUGAGACCCUGGCUCCCUUGAUCUCCACCCUUGACAGGCAUAAAUGUUCCUGGCCAGGACCCCUCCUGAAAGCUCCCUUAACCCCCCAGUGCCAUCUUCCCUAGGCUCCGGGGCUCCAUGAUGUAAAUCUGUUCAACACAGGGACCUUCUCUCACCACCCCUCCCCUAAUAAAGUUCUGUAUUGAGGGUUUAGAACCUGUUAGCUUGAGCC
Messenger RNA from Zalophus californianus (California sea lion), 1105 nucleotides. RefSeq names its product U2 small nuclear RNA auxiliary factor 1 like 4 (gene U2AF1L4). Gene Ontology annotation, molecular function: metal ion binding; pre-mRNA 3'-splice site binding. Lineage: Eukaryota; Metazoa; Chordata; Mammalia; Carnivora; Otariidae. The transcript is spliced from 9 exons. Gene Ontology annotation, cellular component: spliceosomal complex; U2AF complex. Gene Ontology annotation, biological process: mRNA splicing, via spliceosome. The record is from RefSeq and is a predicted model, not a curated record. Bases 26 to 898 code for a protein of 290 amino acids.